Molecule: messenger RNA, 2100 nt
Organism: Suillus discolor
Lineage: Eukaryota; Fungi; Basidiomycota; Agaricomycetes; Boletales; Suillaceae
Product: glycoside hydrolase family 79 protein
Exons: 11
Coding region: 396-2000 (534 amino acids)
Source: RefSeq, a predicted model, not a curated record
GUUCUUCGUCAUGAGAGGGUCAACCGUUACCAUUCAGUGUUUUAAAUUUCCGUUCACUCGAGUGACAGUAUCUCCGUACGUGACGUUGCUACUCCCAUAUGCAUGUGGGAACCUUGGGCAACUUUGUUUUGCCAUGGCUUUUGUCAAAGGAAGGAAGUGACCUCCAGGCUCCAAGGUGACUACCUCCGAAGUUUACCCAUCGGAAAGCUUCGCCGAACUGCAGGCUUGGGGGAUACCUAGGCUUUUCCAUGUGCGUUCUGUGACCUGUCAUUUCUUUGGACAUAUGGAUAGUCCUGAAAUUUGUAAUCACGGAUCGCUCAUGCUCUCUUCUCAUCUGUAUAAAAUACCGUCACGGUGAGGUGUGGUUAAGAUAGUAUUCUGUUUCUUCCUGCGUGAUGUGGUUAUUUGCUACAGUUCUGCCUUGUGUCGCACUGGUAUCUGCGAGACAUGCUCUUUUGGCUCGCAGUCUGUCUAAAUUGACGCUGUCCGGUCCGGCAUCGCUCCCAACGGAUGCAACACUACCCUUAAACCCCGCCCUCGCAAGCUUCAGUAUUGAAACUGCCUACUUCGAAGGUUUGAUAGGAAACCAAUCCUAUCCGAACAAAUUUUCUCAAAAUCUCUUUGAGAAUCUAAAAGAGAGGACUGGGGUUCCAGCCGAAGUGCGCAUUGGUGGCAUUACUGCUGACUCGACAUUCUGGGAUCCGAAGCAGGAGGCUGCCCUAUACAAUUUCAUCGACGACAGGGGUGCACUAAGAAACACUACGCUUGGACCCCAGUUCUGGAACUGUGUGAAGCUGUUGCCUGAAGGGACAAAGAUCGUCAUGACACUCAAUCUAGGGAGUUUGAAAUAUACCGGAACUCUUGAUAUGGCUGAGGCAGCAUGGAUGGGUCUUGGUCCACAAAAAAUUUCUCGCUUCGAACUAGGGAAUGAACCAGAUCAUUAUAACCCCAAACUUGACCCUCAGACGUAUACCGCUAGAUGGAAGCCAUGGACUAUCAAUAUCUCGAAGGCGUUGGGCAUCGAUUAUCCCGAGUUUCAAAUUGGGGCUACUGUUGCAAACCCUUCGCAGCCGCAUAACACCCCACAAGCAGAUGCACAACUUGACUGUGUUAGCGCUUUAGCUGCCGGGGCCAACAACGGACACACUGUCACCACGUGUAGCGAACACACAUACCAGUACAGCGUUUGCGAUUCAGGUAGCGCUGCCGGCGCUACGUUGGUCAACCUGGUAAAUCACACACGCUUGGCUGAAUAUUUGGAUCUUUGGCAGCCCCGUAUCCACAGCGUUCGUGCCCAACUCGGACCUGAUGCUUUUGUUAUUGGUGAAUUCAAUUCUGUUUCCUGCGGUGGACGAGCCAAUGUUAGCAACACAUUCGGUCAGGCUAUGUGGUUGUUAGACACGGUUCUCUACGCGGCUUCCAUCAAUGUCUCACGUUUGUAUGUGCAUCAAGGUGCUCAUGCACACUACAACCUCUGGUCCACUGUCGAUAACCCGAAUGGCGCCAUUCAAGUGUUUCCGUCAUAUUCGGCUUACCUCUUCGUGACUGAGGCCAUUGGUCACUCAAAUUCAGUGCGCCUUUCAAAUAUCUUCCCAGGGCGACAGGCCGAUGGAUCGUCAGUUACGACCGCAGGUGGUGAUCCUUCUGCUGGUCAGAUCUCGGUGUACGGUUUCUGGGAUGAAAAAUCCGCUAACAGCUACGAUUACCCAACUAAGCUCGCGCUCUUAAACCUUGAGCUAUACAGCCAGACGGAUUCGUACCCUCGUCCUGAUACCACGAUCGACAUAUCUGCGUAUUUGCCGAAGAACACCCAAGAAGUAAUGGUCAAGUGGUUGACAGCCCCAGGAUCUGAUGUCCUGUCAGCCAGUUUAACGUCUUGGGCAGGGCAAACUUUUGCUUCUGGUGUCGCAGAAGGCAACAUUGUGGAGGAAAAAGUGUUAAAUGGACAAGUGGUCGUCAAGGCUUCCUCCGCUGCUUUGGUAUACUGGAGUGUAGCAUGAAAAAUGUUCUUCCUAGGUAUUGCUAUAGAAGUGAGUCGGCUAGUAUAUUAUUAUCUCUUGCCAGUCCCAAGCAUAAACACUACGAGGCAAAAGAUCAUUG